AUGAAUCAAAUGUCAGGAUACUCAAUUAAAGAAAAAACUGAAGUGAUUUCAUCACAUCUGAACGUGGAUGACUUCUCAAUUUCUUCUUUACAGCAGAUUAACGAAAAGCCUUCUCGAAAGUUUUUAUGGAUAAUCCCAUUGAAUGCCAGUUGCCACCCUCUCCAAUUCUUUGCUUUUAUCGUCUCGGUGUUUGUCUCGCUCAGUUUGAUUGUGUAUAUCUCGGGUACACAAAGCCAAAUAUUAACAGGUGUACUUUCCAUUACAACGAAUACAGGUGAUAUCACAGGAUCGCUUACUCUCUAUGGUGAAAUUGUUGCUUUAGUGGCAGUCAUUGUCUGGUCUAUGCUUUCUGAUAUCAUUGAACGUCGUGGUGUCAUGAGCUUGUCAAUUCUCCUCAUGGGCAUGGUUAUUGUUUGUUAUCCUCAUGUCAACUGUCUCUAUCCUAGCAUGUUAAUUCUCAAGUUAAUUUUUGCUAUUGGUUCAGCUGGUUCAACCGCCAUGAUGGUAGCGCUUGUCAUGGAGGUAUCCCACGGCAAGGGCGGUCUUGUGUCUGGUUGCAUUGGCCUUGCCUCAGGUCUUGGUGCUAUCUUGGCUGCUUUGGUCUUUUUUAUGGUUCCAGCUUCACUUAGUGUUAAAUACCCUGGACCCAAUCACGGCAUUAUCUACUCGCAUAGUGCUAUCGGAGGCACUGCAAUGAUUACUGCCAUCAUUCUAUAUUUCUGUCUUCCCAAAGAUGCGUACAAACGUCCUUCUGUCAAUCAUUUUAAGGCCUGGUUUGAAAAAUUGUAUUAUGGUGUAAAGGCCGGUAAAGAAACUCGUAUCGCUCUUGGUUAUGUCUCAAGUUUCUUUGCCCGUGCUGAUGAAGUAAUAAUUUCAAAUUUUAUCUCUCUCUGGAUCACACAGUACUAUGUUGAUAAUGGCAGAUGCAAAGCUGGCGAAACAUGUCUCUAUUCACUUGCUUCUUCAUCUUCUUUGACUGGUUAUGCUCAAUUAGUCGCUCUCUGUUCCACAGGAUUCUUUGGCCCUGCCAGUGAAUAUAUGCCCAAAGAACUAGCUGUCUUCAUUGCUGGUGUGGUCGGUGCCUGUGGCUGCUUACCAUUCUCAUUUUCUCCUGAUCCAACCACGAAAUUGGCUCUUGGCUUUGUUAUUUUAUUGUCUUGUGGCCAAUAUGGUAUGAUUAUUUCUGGUAUGGCCAUGUGUGCUGGUGAUUAUGUAGACCAAAAACACAAUGCGGCCAUUUCUGCUACCUACUCGUUCAUUGGUGCUAUCGGUAUCAUUGUUCUCUCCAAAGUAGGUGGCGUUUUGUUCGAUGUGUGGAUGAAAGGUACUCCAUUCUUACUUUUAGGUAUUGGCCAUUGUCUUAUAGCCAUCAUGUCUGUUCUUGUCUAUGCUCAUCGUCUGUAUAUUGCUUGGAGAGAGAGAAAAAAUCUGGUAGUAUGA
Messenger RNA from Gilbertella persicaria, 1440 nucleotides. Its product is annotated as major facilitator superfamily domain-containing protein. The transcript has a single exon. Gene Ontology annotation, biological process: transmembrane transport. Gene Ontology annotation, molecular function: transmembrane transporter activity. NCBI's taxonomy places the organism in Eukaryota, Fungi, Mucoromycota, Mucoromycetes, Mucorales, Choanephoraceae. Bases 1 to 1440 code for a protein of 479 amino acids. The record is from RefSeq and is a predicted model, not a curated record.